This is a messenger RNA of Spinacia oleracea (spinach), 2118 nucleotides long. Its product is annotated as zinc finger protein WIP3. Gene Ontology annotation, molecular function: DNA-binding transcription factor activity. Gene Ontology annotation, biological process: regulation of gene expression; anatomical structure development. Bases 87 to 1178 code for a protein of 363 amino acids. NCBI's taxonomy places the organism in Eukaryota, Viridiplantae, Streptophyta, Magnoliopsida, Caryophyllales, Amaranthaceae. Gene Ontology annotation, cellular component: nucleus. The record is from RefSeq and is a predicted model, not a curated record. The transcript is spliced from 2 exons.
CAUAUAUAACUACUUAAGGGGGGAAGAAACUAAUAUGCAAAACAAUAUUAAGGAGCUUAAUUAAGCUUCUAUGCCAUGUAAAUGACAUGGAUUUGUGUUUUCAAGCUCCAAACUUCAUUGAAUGGCUCAAGCCUUCACCAAUAACAUCAUCUUUCUCUUCUUCUUCUUCAAUCCAACAAGAAAUUCAAAGUAAGAUGUUGAUGAUGAAAUUGCCUUUAUUCUACAAACAACACCAAGAUGAAGAAGACGAAGGCGAAGUCGAUGGAGAGAUGACUUUGCCACUCUUAAGUAGGCUUAGUGAGGCAAAGGCAAUAAAGGAAGAAGAGGGUGAGGGUUAUAAUGAAGAGAGUGAUGAUCAUGAGGAGGAGAAUAAUGUCAUGGUUGCUUUGCACAUUGGGUUGCCUAAUAGUAGUAGUAGUAAUAGUAUUAUAACUAUUAAUGAUCAUGAUCAAGAGUUGUCUAAUAGGAGUUUUAUUGAUGAUGAUGAUGAUUUGGUUGAGAGCAAGAAUUUGAAAUUAGAGGAAGAAGAAAAGGAUCAAAGUUUGUUAAUGAUGAUUAAUGAUGAUCAUAAAGAGAAAAUUAACAUGUUUGAUCAUCAUUAUUCAUCAUCAUCAUUUAACACUGAGAGUAGGUUUUGGAUUCCAACCACAUCACAAAUCUUGAUUGGACCCAUGCAAUUUUCUUGCUCCAUUUGUAGCAAGACUUUCAACCGCUACAACAACAUGCAGAUGCAUAUGUGGGGACAUGGGUCGGAAUAUAGAAAGGGACCAGAAUCACUAAGAGGGACACAACCAGCAGCAAUGCUAAGGCUACCAUGCUACUGUUGUGCGCAAGGUUGCAAAAACAACAUCAACCACCCAAGAGCAAAACCCUUGAAGGACUUUAGGACUCUCCAAACUCACUUCAAGCGAAAACAUGGCAUCAAAGGCUUUAUGUGUAGGAAAUGUAGCAAAGCAUUUGCUGUUAAAGGAGAUUGGAGAACUCAUGAAAAGAAUUGUGGCAAGCUUUGGUAUUGUACUUGUGGCUCCGAUUUCAAGCACAAGAGAUCACUCAAAGACCAUAUUAAGUCUUUUGGUAAGGGUCAUUCUCCUCAUCCUUCCCUUGAAAGGUUCCAGGAAGAGAAAGAAUGCAUCACUACUGGCUCCUCUGAAGACGAGGAGCUAGCUAGUUAUAAUUAGCUAGUACUACUAAUUAACCUAAACUUUAGGGCAUGUUUGGAUUGAGGGUAAUGUAUUAAAGGGGUAAUAAAAGUUAAACUAAGGUAAUUGAUAGUGAUGAUGAGGGGAUGAAGUGGUGGCAAAGGGAACAAGCUAGUGUUGGCAAGAAGAAAAUAAAAGGGAAGGGGGAACAAAUACCCUCAUCAUGGGGGGGAAUAGUUACCCACCAUCCCACUAGGGUGAUUAUUACCCUCAUUUGGGAUAAUUACUUCCCCCUUCCUCCCUUCUCCUUACAACACCACCACUACCACUACCACAACUUCUCAUCACAAUACCACCACACCACUUUCCUUGCAACCACCUCAAUUCACCUUCAUUGUCCUUUUAUUAUGGUGGUUUGACUCACCCAAUCCAAACGUGCCCUUAAACUUUCAUGGAUCGAUCCAUCGAUGUUUGAAGAUGGAAGGUUUCGAUCAAAUUAAUCAUUUUUAAAAGCUUAAGUAUGAUGUAUGGUUUUUUUUUUCAAGGCUUAUCAAGGCUUGUGCUCUACAACAAAAAGUUUCUCAAGAAUGAGGAGAGGUUUGUUUUGGAGCACAUGCUAGAUGGAUAAGCAAGAAUAGUACGUACUCAUUUAAGAUCAAGUUUUUCUUAGCUAGAUAGAUGAUGCUUAAUAAGUUGAGGGAUCAAUAUACAAAGUGAUGAAGCUGAAGAAUUUUCUCCUACCUUAGGAUAAGCUAGAGAUGCUUGCUAAAAUUGUCCUCAAAUGGAGAAAAUUUAUCAGCUUCAUCAUUACUUUGUAUUAAUCCUAGGUUAUGCAUUCUUGUGGUAACAUUAUAUAUGUUACGUAUCUUUCAAAGACAAUUUGUAGUUCAUGUAUUAUUGAAGAGUUUGUUUUUUCCUUAAUCAAUUUUAAUUAUCUUAUAUAGUUCAUGUUCAUAUAUAUUACGUGUAUUCAGCAGUA